AUGGUUGUCCAUGGGGUUACUGGAUUUUUGGGGGAAGAUGGUGUUAUUCUCGGAGCCGAUAGUCGGACGACCACAGGAGCUUAUAUCGCAAAUCGAGUCACGGAUAAGUUAACACAGGUGCACGAUACCAUUUGGUGCUGUCGGUCAGGAUCUGCCGCGGAUACACAAGCUGUUGCCGACAUUGUCAGUUACCAUCUGGGAAUCGCAGGAAUCAUCAUCGCGGGUUACGACGCACGACAUGGAGGACAGGUAUACUCGAUACCACUGGGCGGUUCCCUGCACAAACAAUCAUACGCCAUUGGUGGUUCCGGAUCAACGUAUAUCUACGGCUACUGCGAUGCGAACUGGCGGGAGGGAAUGACGGAAGAGGAAGGGAUCGAGUUUGUGAAGAACUCACUACAAGAAGCGAUAAAAUGGGAUGGUAGCUCUGGAGGUGUGAUCCGUAUGGUUGUGUUGACGGAGAAGGGGGCAGUGCGACAUCUGUAUCUUCCAGACAACGGAUAUACCGGUCCGGGUUCGCAAUGA
Molecule: messenger RNA, 525 nt
Organism: Histoplasma mississippiense
Lineage: Eukaryota; Fungi; Ascomycota; Eurotiomycetes; Onygenales; Ajellomycetaceae
Product: proteasome component PRE3 precursor
Exons: 3
Coding region: 1-525 (174 amino acids)
Cellular component (GO): proteasome core complex
Source: RefSeq, a predicted model, not a curated record